AUGGUACUACUAAAUUCAUGAGUAUCAAUAGUGUUUAGGGCUUUUUUUAGGUUACUUGCUGCAGUUAUGGCUAAUUGUAGCUUAAGUUUUUGGUUUUGUUGGGAAUUAGGUCAUGUUUCUAUAGUCUCAGUAAGGCUAGACCUUUGCUUGGAUUGAAUUGCUGCUUUGUUUAUAAGAGUGAUCAUAAUAAUUUCUGGGUGUGUAGGAUUUUUUAUAAGGGUUUACAUAGGCUCAGAAGAUACAGAAAAGCAGUUUAACUUAACUCUGUAUUCCUUCGUCUCGUCAAUGCUUGUUUUGGUGGUGGCUAGGUCAAUACCAGUGGUGCUACUAGGGUGAGACUGGUUGGGGGUUACUUCUUUUUUACUGGUAAUGUACUACGAGGGGAAAAAGUCUUUUGAUGCGCCAAUAAUUACUGCUUUAACUAACCGUAUUGGAGACGCCUUAUUAAUUUGUAGAACAGCUGGUAUGUGUAUAGCAUCUGAUUUAAGCUUAGAUAUAAAACCCUAUUGCUGAAGAUUUAUCUUUAUUGUAGGGUGUAUUACUAAAAGGGCUCAAGUACCUUUUAGAAGGUGACUUCCUGCUGCGAUAAUGGCUCCAACUCCAGUUUCUUCGUUAGUUCAUUCUUCUACUCUAGUGACUGCUGGAAUUUAUCUGCUGAUUCGAUCGUCUACUUUUUGAUUAAGUUCUAAUGCAGCUUGUAGGUUGUUAAUAGGGGUUGGUAUCAUCACAACUACUAUUGCAGGAGUAAGGGCAGUUAUGGAGAGGGAUGUAAAAAAAGUUGUUGCAUUAUCAACACUAAGGCAAUUAGGAAUUAUGGCUUUUAGGUUAGGCCUAGGGGAAGUUGAGUUAGCCUUCAUACAUUUGGUGUGUCAUGCUUUUUUCAAAGCUGGAAUGUUUUUAAGAGUUGGAUCAAUAAUCAGGCAUAACGCGGGUAACCAAUUUUUUAGAAGAUUUGGUAUAAGUGUUGCUAGUUUAUCCCCCUCAGCUGUUUUUGGGUUAUUCAUAGGAAGAAUUUCUUUGAUAGGAAUUCCGGGGACUGCUGGGUAUGCUUCUAAAGAGUCAAUUGUUGCAUCUGGUUACUCAAGAAAUUCUUGGUUUAUAGGGGGCUUAAUGUAUCUAGGUAUCGGUCUAACUGCUCUCUAUUCGGUCCGGGUUCUUGUCGGCGUAACCAGGUUAGCUAAGCACGGAAUUCGAGACUUUUUAGGGGCGCGAGAGACUUUGACACUGUCUGCUCCGGGCGUAUUUUUAGUGUUUAUAGGUUUAAUUGGAGGAGAGUUUGUCUUAUUAAGGUCUUCUGGCGGGUUCUUUUUUGAGGUGCUUUCCUCUAGUGAAGCUUGAUUCUGUCCCUAUUUGCUGGUGGUAGGUGGGGUAGUCGCAGGGACUGUAUUACAGUUAAUUUUAACAAAGUUCUACGAACUCCAGCCUAAGUGAAUUUAUGGUAUAAUUUUUUUAGAUUUGAGUUCACGUUCUCUUGUAAGUGAAAAAGGUAGAACUAGAUUUUCUGGGGUAUCUAGAGAUGGGGAAAACGUAGCUGAAGUUUCCAUUCCGGUUAGAACUUUGGAGGUAGGUUUAGAGUAUCUUUCUGAUUUCCAUAAUGUAAUUCAGCGGGGGUCUGUAACCUCUGGAGUUGGAGCUAGUUUGGGCUUGGGUACUGUAUACGUAGUAUUUUAG
This is a messenger RNA of Saccostrea echinata, 1671 nucleotides long. Lineage: Eukaryota; Metazoa; Mollusca; Bivalvia; Ostreida; Ostreidae. The record is from the annotation of a RefSeq genome assembly.